UGGACCGCUCGGCGAAGGGGACUGGGGGCGUGGCUUAGCCCUUGGGCGCGAGCCGCCUCUCUCUCUCUCUCUCUCUCUGAGGCGAAAGAGGGAGGAUGGAGUGAGAGUGCCAUGGCGUCCCAGUUCCCGGCUGAGGAAGGCGGCCGAGGCGACCAGCUCAGCUCCGGCGACGAGGAGGAAGAGGGCGAGAGAGCGGCGGCGGUGGCGGCGGCGCUGCUGGGGGAGUCUCCGGGCCCCGGCUCCGACUCGGAGAGCCCCUCGCCUCCGGGCCUGGCCGAGCAGUUCGAGCGGGCGGCGGAGCGCGUGCCGGGCCUGGUGGCGGUGGCCAGCAAGGAGCAGCUCCUCGCGCUCUAUGCGCGCUACAAGCAGGUCAAAUGUGGUACCUGCAACACUCCCAAACCUGGAUUUUUUGAUUUUGAAGGAAAGCAGAAAUGGGAAGCUUGGAAAGCAUUAGGUGAUACAAGUACUGAGCAAGCAAUGAGAGACUAUGUUGCUACUGUGAAGAAACUGGACCCUGAUUGGAAUCCACAGGUAACAGAAAAAAAAGGAAAGGAAGGAAAGGGUGGCUUUGGAGGCCCAGUUGUCAGCUCUCUGUAUCAAGAAGAAACCAUCAGGGAGGAAGAUAAGAAUAUAUUUGACUACUGCAGAGAAAACAACAUCGACCAUGUAACCAAAGCCAUCAGAUCAAAAAAAGUGGAUGUGAACACGAAAGAUGAGAAGGGCAGAGCGCUGCUGCACUGGGCCUGUGACAGAGGACACAAGGAACUAGCCUCAGUACUCCUACAACAUACAGCGGAUGUUAAUAGCCAGGAUGAUGAAGGUCAAACACCAUUGCAUUAUGCCUCUACUUGUGAGUUUUCUGACAUUGUGGAACUACUGCUGAAAUCCGGAGCUGACCCUACUCUUCGGGAUAUAGAAGGAUACUUGCCUGAAGAGGUGACAGACUGUCGAGUAAUCACCUCCAUGCUGCAGGAACACACUGCUGGAAAGGCUUAACCAAAAGAACAAGGAAGCACAUGAAUAGUCCCAGCUCAAUGCUCACAGAAGGACAUCAUUGCUAUGCCUGAUAUAUGGAAAGUAAGCCUUGUUAAGGAAAGGGCUUUAUGGCAGGAAAACAAAUCCAGAUGAUCAUGCAGUGUACAACAUACAAGGUGAACUAAAUCAGAUUUAGGUGGCCCACUAAAUAUGGCAAAUGGGAUGUUUUUGGUUAUGUAGAAAUGUUGAGGCAUGAGGCUAAUUUUGCAUUAUUAUGACCGUGUGGGCAAAGGCCACAUUAAGGUUGAUAUCCUACAUGUGUUUGGAGUAAGCCCUAUAGAAACUUGCUUUCCCAAGUGAAUAUGCAUAGUGUUGAGUUGUGAAAGUGACUGCUCUUUCACAAAAUACAAUUUUUGUAAGACAAAAGAAACUAAGGAGUGGUGAGAGGGGAGAAUUUAAUCCGUUUACAACAUUUUCAGUAUAGUAAAAAUGACUUACUACUCAAAGGAAGUACUGUGUCACUAUUGUUAUUUCCUUGAGUUUUCUAAGUUGUCAGAAUGGAGGACUUUUCUACUGCCUCCUGAAAAUCAAAAUGACAAAAUUGGGCGGGGGGGGGGGGAGCUGUUACAUACAGUGUUAAUCAAAAGGUCAAAACUGAUGGCAUUGUCCAUUAUAUGUAUCCCUCUGUAUCUGUUGUAAAAUACUGUCUUGCACGAUAAAAAAUAAUCCAAGAA
Molecule: messenger RNA, 1709 nt
Organism: Anolis sagrei ordinatus
Lineage: Eukaryota; Metazoa; Chordata; Lepidosauria; Squamata; Anolidae
Gene: ACBD6
Product: acyl-CoA binding domain containing 6
Molecular function (GO): protein binding; fatty-acyl-CoA binding
Source: RefSeq, a predicted model, not a curated record